UGGUGGUGACGUCAUCAGAGGGGGCAGUAUAAAGGCGGCAGGAGACAGACGUAGAGUCAGUCUCAGCCGGACCUGCCAACACUCAACAUGUACAAGGUGGUGAUCGCUGUGUUGUCCGUCUUCCUCCUUGUGGCCUCUGCCAUGGCCAGCCCCAUGCCCGACCCUGGCUAUGGUGGCCAUGGAGGACACGGAGGUGGAUAUGGCCACGGUGGACAUGGAGGUGGAUAUGGCCACGGUGGACAUGGGGGUGGAUAUGGACAUGGAGGACAUGGUGGUUAUGGCCAUGGCGGAGGACACGGGGGUGGUCAUGGUCAUGGUGGCUAUGGAUAUGGUCGUUGAAGAUAAUAAUGAAGAUCUUAUAACGGACAUGAUCACUACCCAAGGAGAAAUACUGUACGCCUUCACGACACACUGUACUCUACAACUCUUAACUAACAUAACAAAGGUUUUGAUUUAAUAAAAUAAAAACUAUUUUCUUA
This is a messenger RNA of Homarus americanus (American lobster), 479 nucleotides long. RefSeq names its product holotricin-3-like. Bases 88 to 339 code for a protein of 83 amino acids. The record is from RefSeq and is a predicted model, not a curated record. The transcript is spliced from 2 exons. NCBI's taxonomy places the organism in Eukaryota, Metazoa, Arthropoda, Malacostraca, Decapoda, Nephropidae.